GAGUACGAUUACGUGUUCGACGUCGAUGUGACAGAGGGCGCUCCGCCUCUGAAAUUGCCUUUCAACCUCGGUGAGAACCCAUACUUUGCGGCACAGCGCUUCAUAGACCAGAACGAGCUUUCGCAGGCGUUCCUCGGGGAGAUCGUCAAAUUCAUCGACAAGAACACAGACCAGCAGGCUUUGGCCCAUGCUUCAGCGUCAACUUACAUCGAUCCUUAUACCGGCGCAGGCCGGUAUACAGGUGCCAGUCCCAGUGCUCUGCCGACGCAACAGGCUGUGCCGAAGGCGACAGGAGGCUACUCGGGUUCUGGGAACCUCGAUCCGUACACGCGUUCAACAGCUGCCGCUGUAAGCUCGAUCUCUAGCACUGGUGUUUUACCACUCCGCACGCCCCUUGGAUUCAAGCAGCUUAACCCCGCUCCGGUCAAGGCGAAGAUCCAGGAUCUGGCCGAUGCGCAAGGCGGCCUGAGUGGCGAAGAGCUUAGCAAGCUGAACUCGUUGAUCGACCAGGCGGCAGCUGCAAAAGCCAAUCCGGCGUUGGAUGUGGGCUUGCUGGAGAAACUACUGCAAGCGUGGCCGCCAGCAUCGCGCUUCCCGCUACUGGACGUGUACCGCAUCGCAGCUAGCUUGCCAACCACCAGCUCGACAGAGCGAGUCAUCGGCAUCGCGCUGGACGCAGCCUCGUGGUCUACAUCCUGGCCAGCGCAGCCCGCAGAGGUCAAGGAACGAGACACCAACAGCAUGCUCGCUUUGAGAGCCUUGGCGAAUCUGCUGACGCGCAAAGAUGCGUCACAGCAAUUACUCCAGAUCGCUCCUUCGCUCAUUGAGCCCCUGUCGGGUUCUCACUUCUCAAAACUUGGCAAAAAUGGACGAAUCGCUUUUGCGACCUUGACCAUGAAUCUUGCUGUUGCGGUCAACGAAGCUGGUGCGGCACAGCCAUGGGCUACAGAUCUGCUGCGCCUAUUUGUAGAGAUUCUUUCCGCGGAGGACGGAGACAGCGAGGUGGUUUACCGCAGCAUGAUGGGAUUGGGCACGCUGAUAAGGUCAUCAUCCUCAGUCCAGCUCUCUGUGGAGACGCUC
This is a messenger RNA of Tilletiaria anomala UBC 951, 1080 nucleotides long. Its product is annotated as PUL-domain-containing protein. The annotation marks the transcript as partial. Gene Ontology annotation, molecular function: ubiquitin binding. The transcript has 3 exons. Lineage: Eukaryota; Fungi; Basidiomycota; Exobasidiomycetes; Georgefischeriales; Tilletiariaceae. Gene Ontology annotation, cellular component: nucleus; cytoplasm. Gene Ontology annotation, biological process: proteasome-mediated ubiquitin-dependent protein catabolic process; ubiquitin recycling. The record is from RefSeq and is a predicted model, not a curated record.